CAUACUGCCUGCUGGGAUGAAGCUCGCCACCGGAGAACUACAGAGAUUGUUACAAAUCUGAGAUCUCUCGCAGUCUCGGCGAUAACGAUCGGUUACCAUUAUAUUCAGUUUCCAGGAGAAGGGAGCAAAGAGGCGCGUUGCCAAAAUGAUGGAAGAAAUCGACAGAUUUCAAGUGCCGAGUGCCGUACAGGAGGCGGAGAUGCAGGCUGAGAUGCAGCCGCUGGACCCGGCCUCGUCCACAGCCUCAGAGGCAGACUCAGACACCAGAGAGGGAGAACCUGUCACUAUCAACUACAAGCCCUCACCCCUGCAGAUGAAAAUAGAGAAACAGAGAGAGCUUGCUAGGAAGGGCUCGUUGAAGAACAGCAACACAGUAGGUAGUCCAGUCAACCAGCAGCCCAAGAAGAACAAUGUCAUGGCCAGAACACGGUUGGUAGUGCCCAAUAAAGGCUAUUCCUCUUUAGACCAGAGCCCAGAUGAGAAGCCCUUGGUGGCCCUAGACACAGACAGUGAUGAUGAUUUUGACAUGUCUAGAUACUCAUCGUCGGGAUACUCCUCUGCUGAGCAAAUCAACCAAGAUCUGAACAUCCAGCUGCUGAAAGAUGGUUACCGCCUAGACGAGAUCCCCGACGACGAGGACCUGGAUCUGAUCCCACCAAAAUCAGUCAACCCUACCUGCAUGUGCUGCCAGGCAACCUCCUCCACCACCUGUCAAAUACAGUAACCCCGCCUCUCUGACCUUCUGCCCCGUACCCCAUUCCACACAACAUAACCCCUGAUCUCCAUCUGCUGUGAGUUUACUUCGCCGCCAGAGCAGCGACAGUGAAACAUUGGUAGAAUAUUGUAAUGACAGUUAAGUGCUAUGAUGAUAAUGACAAUGACAAAUAAUCAAAUUAACAUAUAGAAACUUUGGUUUAAAAUCUAGGAGAAGGAAAAUAUGUGAAAAAGAUUGAAUAUGUAUUUAAAAUAUGAUUAAAAGUGGUGGUUUCCUCCUAUGGUAGGACGUGCACUUGUAUUUGAGAGCCCUUCUCCUGGUGAACAUGAUGUAACUUAACACACUGAUGUUAGUAGACAGAAAACAAGGGGUCAAUUGAUGCUGUAAAGUGAUUUCAAUUUCCCUGAAGAAUAAGAAACAUUAUCAUAACUGCUGACUCAACAGUUCCGCUUACCUGAAUUUUGGGCUGCAUUUUUGCAUUUUUCUAGUUUUUUUUUAAGUUUUUAUUUAAAUGCUUACCUUUUUUAAACCUGAGGGAUCAGAAUGAUUGUAUGUGUUGAUGUGGAAAUAUUUGAAAAGUGUGGACUGCGGUCUCGGUACCCCAAAUAGAGGAUAUUUGGUACUGUAUUCAUUGUACUGUACAGGGUUGUUAUGUAGCACAUGCCAGGUCAUUGCACUCAUUCACACCACCUUCAACACUUGAGCUUUCUUUGCCCUUCUGGCUUGGAUGUUUCAUUACACAGUUUAGGGAUGAAUGUAUAAACGUGAAUGGCUGAGGAACAAUUUGCAUGAAGAGCACCAGACUGAAUAACGGAAUUGAAUAAAAUAAGCAAGUAGCUUGUUGCACAUUUGAUUUUUGCCCCAUUUCUGUUGUGCAAUCACAUUCUACUGCUGUGGCACUAGCCUGAUUUGUAUUUUUUGGAAUUUGCACAUUUUGUUUUUUAUUUUUCAGGCGCAUAUCUGUGUACUCUUUCCUGCAUAGCAGUGACAGUGUCUUAUCUGAAAUGAACUGUGUCAAAAGGGAAGAUCACGCAUAAUUGCACCAACCCUCUAACACAUGAUGCCCAUGUCAUCAUGGCCAAAGGGACUGGAGGGGGGCUUUGGAUUUUUUUCAGCACAGUUUGUUGUGUUACCCUACUCUAUCUUUUCUCAGUCAGUGUCACAGAACCUGAUCACUGGACACUCCCUCCUCCCCAUUUCUAUCUUAACACCACAGAUCAUUAAGGGAGCAUACAGGUUCAGACAGAAAGAUUUAUCCUCUCUUCUCUCGCACAGACACACAUGCACACACAUGCACACACACAACACACACACACACACACACACACACACAUACAUGCAUAUGCAUGCAUACAGACAUACAAUGCCAAAAUAAAGAGUGAGAUGGCAUCUAUUUGUCUCUUUUGACUUAUAGGUUGGAAAUAGUUUUUUAAUUGCAACAUCAAGGAUCACUGACUUCAUUUAUGAUCCCCUCUCCCUUAAAUCAGUUGAUUAUUUGCAAUUGGAGUAUGCCUUAAGUACAGAGAAGUUUAAAAGAUGUGUAUUUAUUCCCAUCUUGAUAAAUUAGUUUAUUCGAAGAGCUUUUGCUGUCUAAAAAGUUAUGCUUUUUUUACAUUUAGACACGGGUGAUUAUGGUUUUUCUUUGGUUUUCCUUUUUUUUAAAUGAUUUUCUUGUAUUGUAAACACUUCCAUUCCAGUAUUUAACAAUGUUAUUGUUAUGUGCGGUGUAUGAAAACAAAUAAACACA
This is a messenger RNA of Seriola dumerili (greater amberjack), 2462 nucleotides long. RefSeq names its product protein FAM219A (gene fam219ab). The record is from RefSeq and is a predicted model, not a curated record. Lineage: Eukaryota; Metazoa; Chordata; Actinopteri; Carangiformes; Carangidae. The transcript has 6 exons. The coding region runs from base 146 to 724 and encodes 192 amino acids.